Camelina sativa (false flax) is the source of this 1003-nucleotide messenger RNA. Its product is annotated as protein DJ-1 homolog C. Gene Ontology annotation, cellular component: cytoplasm. Lineage: Eukaryota; Viridiplantae; Streptophyta; Magnoliopsida; Brassicales; Brassicaceae. Gene Ontology annotation, biological process: glyoxal metabolic process. The record is from RefSeq and is a predicted model, not a curated record.
AGGCUGCAGUCUGAAUUAAUGGGCUUGAUGAUGGGCGUGGUGGUCCAGGGAUAUCUGCGUUUCCAGAGGAAGACAACAUCUUCUGCUGGAAAGGGACGAUAACAGGAAGCUAUUGGCAGGGAGAAAAACUAGUUUUUACAAGAGACAUCUUACUGGGGAAGAUUGGGUGAUUCAGAAGAACUAUGAAGUAUGAACAUCAAAGAGUGUGCAAAGGAGUCCAGAUAUGAUAAAUCAGCUCGAGAAACUGCUCAAAACGUUUUUUGCUCAUGUCCAUCGUUUUUAGUUUCUUUCACGUCAUUAGACUCUAUCGUAGCUAUGGAGGGUUUGGCUGUCUCAUCAGGUGAAGGGUCUCAACACGUCUCGACUCAUCAGGUGAAGGGUCUCAACACGUCUCGACAACCUCCUGUGCUUAUUCCAAUUGGAUAUGGUACAGAGGAAAUAGAAGCUGUUGUGUUAGUUGAUGUACUACGGCGAGCUGGUGCUGAGGUCACUCUUGCUUCUGUGGAGCAGAAGCUAGAGGUUGAAGCAUCCUCAGGGACCAAAUUGCUUGCAGAUGUCUUAAUCUCUAAAUGUGCUGAUCAAGUUUAUGAUCUUGUGGCUUUACCGGGAGGCAUGCCUGGUGCUGUUAGGUUAAGAGACUGGAAUUCUUGAGAAGAUCAUGAAGAGACAAGCUGAAGAUAAGCGUCUCUGUUACUUAAUUUUUAUAGGUACUGGUGGAAACCCGCUUCUUGGAGAACAAGCUGCAGAAGAAUCAAAAGAUGCAAUUGCCAAUGCUCUUAAAAGAUCAGACCUUGUUUUCAUAUGUGCUAGAGUAUGGAGAGCAAACUCUAAAGUUGAAUUCAUAGCUGAUGCAGUCGGAACCACUGUGGCUUGGCCUAAUGACAAGAUUAUAUUCAUUUGAGGCUGACACAUUUGAGUUUAUGUAGUACUAUGAACUUGUAUCUUUAGAAUGUUUGUGGCUUUGUAACAUUCAAUCUUAUUGGAUAUUUUAAAUUUCUAUUAA